Messenger RNA from Ictidomys tridecemlineatus (thirteen-lined ground squirrel), 6147 nucleotides. RefSeq names its product kelch like family member 31 (gene Klhl31). The record is from RefSeq and is a predicted model, not a curated record. Gene Ontology annotation, cellular component: nucleus. Gene Ontology annotation, molecular function: protein binding. Gene Ontology annotation, biological process: negative regulation of JNK cascade; negative regulation of protein phosphorylation. NCBI's taxonomy places the organism in Eukaryota, Metazoa, Chordata, Mammalia, Rodentia, Sciuridae.
UGCUGCCACUAGAGCCUGUCAGGUGGCUGCUGGUGACUCCCCACCGGAUUUUCUUUCUCUCUCUCUCUCUCUUCACAGAUCACUUCCCAAGAGGAGUCUACAGCAGAAACUUCUUCAUUGCAAGUUGAGCUGCCACUUCACAUAGGAGGGAGAGGAGCUGGGACUGCACUCGCCAACUCCUGUCUUCUGGAUCCUGGGCACGCUCUUGCCUGUGAUAGUGUGUUUGCCAACAUGGCACCCAAAAAGAAGACCAUCAAAAAGAACAAAGCAGAUAUCAAUGAGAUGACUAUAAUUGUAGAAGAUAGCCCCUUAAACAAACUGAAUGCUUUGAACGGGCUCCUAGAGGGAGGCAAUGGCCUUAGCUGUAUUUCUUCUGAAUUAACAGAUGCUUCUUAUGGCCCUAACCUCUUAGAAGGCCUAAGUAAAAUGCGGCAGGAGAGUUUCCUCUGUGACCUAGUCAUUGGUACCAAAACCAAAUCCUUUGAUGUUCAUAAAUCAGUGAUGGCUUCAUGCAGUGAAUACUUUUACAACAUCCUAAAAAAAGACCCAUCAACUCAAAGAGUGGAUCUCAAUGACAUCUCACCUCUGGGCCUGGCCACUGUCAUUGCAUAUGCCUACACUGGAAAGCUGACCCUCUCCUUGUAUACAAUAGGAAGCAUUAUUUCUGCCGCAGUUUAUCUUCAGAUCCAUACUCUUGUAAAGAUGUGCAGUGAUUUUCUGAUUCGGGAGAUUAGUGUUGAGAAUUGUAUGUACAUUGUUAAUAUUGCUGAGACAUACUCCCUGAAAAAUGCAAAGGCAGCAUCCCAGAAAUUUAUCCGGGAUAACUUCCUUGAAUUUGCAGAAUCAGAUCAAUUUAUGAAACUUACAUUUGAGCAAAUUAAUGAGCUUCUUAUAGAUGAUGACUUACAGUUGCCUUCUGAGAUAGUAGCAUUCCAGAUUGCAAUGAAAUGGUUAGAAUUUGACCAAAAGAGAGUGAAACAUGCUGCGGAUCUUUUGAGCAAUAUUCGCUUUGGUACCAUCUCUGCACAAGACCUGGUCAAUUAUGUUCAGUCUGUACCAAGAAUGAUGCAAGAUGCCGAUUGUCACAAACUUCUUGUAGAUGCUAUGAACUACCACUUACUUCCAUAUCAUCAAAACACAUUGCAGUCUAGGCGAACAAGAAUCCGAGGGGGCUGCCGAGUCCUUGCCACGGUUGGAGGACGCCCAGGUCUUACAGAGAAGUCCCUUAGUAGAGACAUUUUGUAUAGAGACCCUGAAAAUGGAUGGAGUAAGCUUACAGAAAUGCCGGCCAAGAGUUUUAAUCAGUGCGUGGCUGUGAUGGAUGGAUUUCUUUAUGUAGCUGGCGGUGAAGAUCAGAAUGAUGCAAGAAAUCAAGCCAAGCACGCAGUCAGCAAUUUCUGCAGAUAUGAUCCCCGCUUUAACACCUGGAUACACCUGGCCAGCAUGAACCACAAGCGCACGCACUUCAGCCUGAGUGUGUUCAACGGGCUCCUUUACGCUGUGGGAGGCCGCAACGCAGAAGGCAGCCUAGCCUCGUUGGAGUGCUAUGUUCCCUCCACGAAUCAGUGGCAGCCAAAGACACCCCUGGAGGUGGCGCGCUGUUGCCACGCCAGCGCGGUCGCUGAUGGCCGCGUGCUAGUGACCGGCGGCUACAUCAGCAACGCGUAUUCUCGCUCUGUGUGUGCCUACGACCCGGCCCGCGACUCAUGGCAGGAGCUGCCUGGCCUGAGCACGCCUCGAGGUUGGCACUGCGCUGUCACGCUGUGCGACAGGGUAUAUGUGAUGGGGGGCAGCCAGGUAGGGCCGCGCGGGGAACGGGUGGACGUGCUGACCGUAGAGUGCUACAGCCCCGCCACCGGCCAGUGGAGCUACGCCGCUCCCCUGCUCGUGGGCGUGAGCACCGCAGGAGCCUCAGCGCUGCACGGUCGCGCCUACCUAGUAGGGGGCUGGAACGAGGGCGAGAAGAAGUACAAGAAGUGCAUCCAGUGCUUCAACCCCGAGCUCAACGAGUGGACAGAGGACGACGAGCUGCCUGAGGCCACCGUGGGCGUGUCCUGCUGCACCCUCUCGAUGCCAAACAGCGUGACUCGGGAAUCCCGAGCCAGCUCGGUGUCCUCAGUGCCGGUCAGCAUCUGAAUCAGGUAGAUUAAGAUGGGACGCAGGAAGAACACGUAUUUAUUCUUAGAGCCACGUGGUUAAACUUGGAAUUUUAAGAAAAGGAAAAUAUAUAACAUUUACUACAAUUAUUGUUUUAAAAUAUAUCUAGGCAUGUGUCUUGGUGGCUUUAAAUCCUUGGUAUGGCAUAAUCUACCUCUAUUUUUUUUUUUAAUCAGAAUACAGGGCUGGCCAACGAAAGAAAUAAGUUUAUUUCAGCAGCCGCUGGGUGGCAGGCAGACACAGUUUGUUGUAGGCACUCUUCCAACGUGGCUUGUGUCCUAAAUGAUAGCGGUUACUACCCACAUUUGAAAUUUUUCUUCUGUACUUUGGUACACAUGAAGCUGAUGUGAGUGAGCAACUUUGUGUUCUAGAGUUUUGUUCUCCCUCUUUUUUACUUUAAGAAUUUGAAAAUAAUCAUUUGUAGAUUUUAUUUUAAAAUGGAAAUCGUUUGUAUCCAUGAAGACUUAAUUCUGUAUUUCAACACAGUUUCUUUUACUAUACUUGAAUCAAUAAAGGAUUUUGAAAGGUAUCCCAUGACAAAGUCAUAAAGUUUAAAACAUAGUCAGACCAGAAUGGAACAGAGAUUCUACUCAAAAUCCGGCAGGUCGGUGGAACCUCAGGGUUAGCUGUGAUUCUCCUUUUACUCCUUUCCUCAGGCCCCAGGAUAUUUUGUCAUAAAAUCCUACUCUUAAAGAAGGAAUUGAUAUUAGUCAAAUAAAACUAUGCUUUUAAAGACCAUUAACUUAAAGCUUAGCCUGAAGGUUACACAACUGAUAACAAUAAUUUUAUUUGGCCCACUCUUAUACAACAAGAAUGAGGGAAAUAUUUGAAAUUCUUGGAUUUGGCAAUAACUAGGAUGAAUGGGUUCUCCUGUUGGUAAAUACCAUAGUUUCCCAUUUCAUAUCUACUCCCUUGAUUUCAGUUAAAAAUGUAACACAUUCAUUUCACAUAGAAAUAUAAAAUAAUAUGUGCCCAUUCUGUUUUAUUAAUCUCAUUUACUCCAAAUUAGCUUUGUAAUCAAAGCACAUCCACCUGCUAUCAUUUUUUUCUUACAUAUUUGCUGAGUUUGGGGAAAAGGUAAUUAUUGUAGUAAAUGAUACAUAUUUUCCUAUCUUAUAAUUUGUGACUUUAUUCUUUGCUAGUUUAUUGUUUUGGAGAGGAAGCAGGCAAUCAAUUACAGGUUAUAUGCAAUUGGAUUUUGAAAAAUAAACUGUUUAAAGGAUUAGAUAUGAGAUACAUAAAUGAUAUAACUUGGUUUUCAUUAAUCCCAUCCUCUCCCACCUUGUGUAGAUAGAUUACUGCUAGAGUUAUACUAUGUAUAUCUAAAAUACAGUCGACCCUCCUUAUCCACUUGUUCCGCAUCUGUGGAUUCCAACUAACCAUGGAUUGAAAAAUAUUUGAAAAAAAUUUUUUCAUCUGAAUUUAACAUGUUCAAACUAUUUCUUUUUGCAACUAUUCCCUAAACAGUAGUGUAACAACUUAAAUUGUAUUUACAUUGUAUUAGGCCUUAUAAGUAAUGUAGCAGAAGAUGUGAGUAGAUUAUAUGACAAUACUAUGCCAUUUUAUAUAUGGAACUUAAGCAUCCAUGGAUAGUGGUAUCCUGGAACCAAUUCCCUGAGGAUACUGUGGGGCAACUGUAUUUUAUUUCAACUGUGAAAAGUGGUUCAUGUUGUACACUUUGUGGAACAAUUUUAUAUCAUUGCCCCUCAUGAAAAGUUCUAUCUCUGGGUAUUUAAUGGUAACACUUGGGUACAGGCCAUAAACACUACAAAUUGAGAACAAGAUGUUAUUAGUGUGAAAACACUGGGCUAGUUCCUUACCCCACACAGAGAAUUGAGGCAUUUCAUCAAGUAUGGAGCAGAUUAAUGGCACCUGCUCCUUUGACCCCUUUUCUGCCCAGGCUGGAAAAUAAAGCUCUUCGAGGAAUUAGUUUAUGAAGUAAGUUUAAUUAUUGAACUCUUAAAUUACCAAUGAUACAACCUAUUUACAUAUAGCCUUUUGUUUUUGAACCAGCAUGGGUGAAAUGAACUUUUCAGUUUUAAUCAGUUAUUUUGGCUAUUACUUGCAAAGCCUGUGUGAAGGUAACCAUAACAUCUUUGUAUCUUGGUAUACACACACUUAUGAAACUAAAAAGCCUAUAGUAUAUUGUUAAUUUUGAGAAGGAAAAAAGUGCUUUAUUGUGGAUUACAGAUCAGUAGACAAAGAGAGGUAAUUCCUUGAUUCACACUAACAGUUAUGUUUCCCAUUGAGAUCUUAGAGAUGUUGUGUGAAGAACCUAGGGCUCAAAAUUAAAAAAGAAUUUAUCAAUCAAUUGUAAGAUUUUUAUGAUUUAAAAAGAAUGAAGAGAGGAUAUUGAAACUGGAAACGUUUUCUUCUAUCACAGCUUGUUAAGAUAGAUUGUGAAAAAACUUGGUAGUGGCUUCCUAAGGAUAAAACUGGAGACACUUUAAAGUCAGAUAAAUAAUUUGAAAUUACCAUUUAAAAUAUUGUCCUCACUGUUUAUCUGAAGACUCAUAAGUACACAUACCUGGGCUGAGCAAGUUUCUGGAUUUGUUAUAGUUUUAUCAUCUGCUUCAAGAGUUAAAUCAAUGAAGACCGAGUUUAGAAGGCUGAAGUUUCCUGACAUAACGUUAGUAGGAAGUGUGGAACAUAAAGGUUGGUGAAAGUUUUGAAUCCUGGAACACACUGCACCACUGCCAACUGAAAGAUACGAAUGUACGCCAAAUCAAAAUAAUGUGUGUCAUUUUUCAUGUGUAACUGAGAUAGAUUCUUUAACCCACUUUGGAAGCAGCUGCUUCUGAAAAACAGGACAAUGUCUCCAAGCUUCUGAAAUGAAAAUUUACUUUUUAUUUUGGUGUAAGCUUGUAUUCAAUUACACUCCCAAGUCUUAGGAUCCAACUGUGUGCCUCCUUCGAUUUUUCUGAAAGAAAAGGAUAUGUUAGUUUUGUAAUGCCUCAGUCCUGUGAUUAAAUAAACACUUCAGUUCAAUAGAUCAGAAACAAGUGUGUUACCCAGCAGCAGAAACAAUAAAACUGAAGCUUCUUUUUCUGAAUGAGGCCAGAGACCUGAUAAGAAAGUCUCCAGGAAGUCAGACUUUAAUGUAGCUUGUCUAUUUUUAAUUAAGACUCUUGGGGCGGGUUGUGAUACCAAAUGCAUUAGUUGCUUUCAGUGCACUGAAUGAGUUUUAUUUUUACUUCCUAUGUUGAAAGAAUAGUUACAAAUAGAAGGUCAGUGGUGAUGGCACAGAUGAAUAUAGUUUGUGCAAUGAGUAGAUGGUAGUGGAGUGUUGUGAGUGAGGAGGUAUAAUUGAGGUAAUAAGGAAGCAAGUACAGACAAAAUGGUCUAUAAUUAAAGGCAGAAUAGCAAUUAUAGUAACUAUAUUUUACAAACUAUAUGUAAAUAGAGUUUUACCUGGAAAUAUGUGUUAAAAGAUCUUUUUGUUUUCCCACAUUAGCUAUCCUGCCAAAGUAUUUAUAGAAUUUAUCCAAGUUACUAAACAAAAGAGACAAAAAUCAUUCAUUUAAUUUACUUUUCUCUUAGUUACAACCAAAUGAAUCUGUGUAAUUUCUGAAUGAGCUGAAUAAACAUUCUAACCAAGGAUGAAUAUGUUCUCCAGCACAAGACAGAAUUAAAAGGAAGUCAUUUCAGUAUUUUUUCAUAUCGAUUAAACACUAUAGCAUAAUUUCUCAAACACAUACCUCUCUAGGUAAUUAUGAGAACUAAAGACUCUAAAUAUUAAAGAUUUGCCCUGUAGCACACUUAGAGGGUAAAGACCAUUUAAUUUUCCCUUUCAGGAAAUUUGAAAUAAAAUGUUUAUCUUGGAGACUCCUAGAAGUAUUUUAUAUAUUCAACAAAUUUUGGUAGAAAAUUUCUUUGUUUGGUUAAAACAUUCAGGUAUCUCAUCAGGAACAACAAACAAAAAUGUAUGGUAGUGUUAUUUUGUAACCUCAUCACUAUCAAUAAAGCUGCAUUCUAUAAGAGCUUAGUCAA